This is a messenger RNA of Bipolaris victoriae FI3, 807 nucleotides long. RefSeq lists its product as hypothetical. The coding region runs from base 1 to 807 and encodes 268 amino acids. The record is from RefSeq and is a predicted model, not a curated record. Lineage: Eukaryota; Fungi; Ascomycota; Dothideomycetes; Pleosporales; Pleosporaceae. The transcript is spliced from 2 exons.
AUGCCAUUUGUAUGUAUGUACUCAUGUGUGUGUGUGUGUGUGCCUGCCUGCCUGCCGGUGUCUAGUUACUACCACCACCACAAGACAUGCGCAACAGUCAGCAGAGCACAUCGCUUCGUGAGCCGCACCCUGCUCGGGCCUGCUUGCAUCGAAAAGAAACAAUCCGAUGCCUCUGGCGAGGUCAUUCGCAUGAAAAUACUCCCAUUGAGCGGCACGCUGAAACCACACCCUCGCACCUGUCGCGACGUCUGGAUUGUGGCCAGACCACUGCCCGCCCAUGACGCUAGCCCCCAUCAUACCCAGCGCCCCAGCAAGCUCCACAUGGCGUCAUGUCAUGUCCCACUGCUGGAUUUUGCCCGGCAGAAAAUCAAACGCGCCCCUCCAUUCAGUUGCCAUGGAGCUGCCGACCCCAUCACCGCCCGACCAGGGCACGGACUUGUUAUCAUCGAUGUCCUACACUUUAUCGAUCCCCACCCGUUUGCUUGGCUGAGCUAUGGCCAGAUCCGCAUGCCGCUAGUCCGCUUCCGACCCCCCCUCCGACCCAUCACGAUCGCGACGACAGAAUCUCAAUCGCGAUGGGCAAAUCAUUCGGUGCGACUCAUCAGGAUGCCUGCUUUCUGCUUUCGCUUCUUCUCCACCAGCCGAGACAACAACAACAACACAUUGCAAACUAGUCGGCCUCUCCAAUACACACCGUUCCGGAAGGAUGCGCAUCCGCCGCCUAUGCCUAGAACCCGUCAUCGUCCAAGCAAAGAUUGCAUCCUCGCCGUCACGCUGAUCACAUGGCGCCGCCGUUGUUCGCAGUGA